AUGGCGAACCUCGGCAUUUGUCCGUGUGGAUGCGACAUACAAUCAUCUCAUAUUUCCUUACAUUCACCGAGCGAGCCAUGCUGUUGUUGCAGCUAUGAUCCUUUCAGUGAUAAUUCGAAGGAGUCGGAGAUCCGGGAUCUUUCGUUUGCCUUAAAAAAGCUUGCAGUGAUGCGCUGCCAAACGAAGAAAUGGCGGAUGGAGAGACUUCAGCUUGAAAGCGAAACUAGGUCUCUGAAACAAGCCCUACAAUCAUUCGGCGUUGACACGAAUGUCGCGUUAAAACCCGAUCCUCUGAUUGUGCAUUAUCGCCAAGAGACCGAAAGACUACAAAAUGCAAAUGAAGAGCUUAAGGAAAAGCUGAAGAAUCUCGAUGAGAGUCUUGCCGAACGUGAAUGUUGGGAAGAUCCUGAAGAGGAAGUUAUAUAUGUCAGGGAGAAGAUGAAAACGUUAAAAGAGCGUUUCGUUGCUGAAAAGAAACAAUUUAGAGAAAAAAUAAGCGAACUGAGAUUGAAAUUGGCUGAAGCGGAAGAUGAUACUUCUUGCGCAGCUUUGAAUCGUCUCAGAGCGAAAUUACGAGAAUUGAUGAAGAAUGGUGAAGAGGCGGACCGGCAGGUCGCGGAUGUCGUCGAAAGGUCUAUGGAUACGAUGGUUGAUCUUUCGAAAGGUUGCGAGGAAUUGAAGUUGGAUAACGAACGACUUCACCGUUUAUUGGAAGAUCUCGGUAUGAGUCCAGAGGAGAUCGAUGAAUUGAAGAAGCUUGCCGAUGAUCCUCUUAAAAGAAACGAUAACGAUAAGUCGAUGACGAUGAGUUUCGACGAUGAUGUAGAAACGAUUGAAGAGUCACCCCAGAACAAGUUGCUGAAUCUAGAAAAAAAACUGAAAGAUUGCGAGGAAGCUAUGAAAGCUAUGAGGGAGCAGCUAGACGAAAAGAGUACCACCCUUGAGUCUUUAACGAAAGAGUUAGACCAAGAGAGGAGAUCCUCUAUCACUCUUGCAUCGGAUCUCGAUAAGGUUACUGUAAGCUACAAGACUCUGAUGGAAGAAGUAAUUGCGGUAAAGACAGAACUUCAAAGAAAAGACGAAAAAAUAACCAGUCUCAUUCAUGAACUUCGACAAUCGAUGAUUGAUAUAAACGAUCUCAGUAAGUUGCAGAGAGAAAUAGACGAAGUUAAGCCUCAACUGUACAGUAUCGAAAUUGAGAGAGAUGAACUUUUAGACGAAUUAGUGAAAACGCGUGAGGUUGUUUCAGAACGAAAUGACGAGAUUAUCAAAAUCCUCGAAUCGAAGGCAAAAUCAGAGAAGGAUUAUGCUGCGAAAUUGGCUGAUAUGCAGGAAAAAAUGGAUUCAAAAUUGUCGGAGGAAACGAGCCUGAAGAAAGAUAUCUCUGAUUUUGAGAAUGAAAUCGUACGACUUCGAAGCGUGGCACUAGAUGCAGAAGAGCAACGGGCACUUAACGAAGAGUAUAAUUUAAUUUCAGAGUUAAACACUAUGAAGCUCGAAGGGGACGAGUUGAAGAAGCUGCUUGCCGAUGAAGAAAAAUUGAAAAAUGAUCUUAGUAAUAAACUCGAUUCAAUGGAAAUAGAAAUGGAAAAGUUACGUAACGAAAAUUUAAAUCUCGCCAAUCAAUUGGAAGAAUUACGUAGGGAGAAAGAGAGGCAUGAGAAGGCUGAGGAAGAAAUUAAACAUUUUGAAAGUGAACUUGAUUCAGCGAGGACUCAGAAGGAGAAGACUGAAAACGAAAAGGCAACAUUAGCCGAGGAACUCGCGAAACUCGGCGAAAAGAACGAUAAAUUAAUGGCAGAAAACGAGUCACUCAGGAGAAAAAUAGAAGAGGUCGAUGGCUCACUCGAGGCGUUGAAUAAAUGUAAAGAGGAAAAUAAUAGUUUGAGAGGUAGGAUAAACGAGUUGGAGUCUAUAAAUAAUGCAUCGAAGGAAGAGAGUGAACGAGCAAAGGCGGAUGCUGAGAGGAUAAAGAACGAGAGUAUAGCGAUGAAGGACGCUCUUGAUAAAAUGAUAGAGGAGUUGGAUAAACUUAAAGAUGAAAAUGAACGGUUGAAAAUGCAAAACGAGGAGAAAAGUCAGUUUAAGCCCGAACUAGAAAAUUUGAGGUCUGCUAGUGAGACUCUCAGAAAAGAAUCAGAAACGUUAAAGGCAAAGUUAGACGAAACAUUGGAUGAGUUAAACGCUGAGAAAUCGGCAAGAAGUAACACUGAGACGGAAUUGAUGGCUCUGAAGAACGAGUUAAAGAAUUUGCUCGCUAAGAUUGACGAAUUGAAACGAGAAAACGAAGAUCUCAAAGAAGAAAAGGGAGAGCUGAAGAAGACGCUGUUGAAGUUUGAUGAUGAUUUGUCAAAAGUGAAGAACGCCAAUUGGGAUUUGAGUAAAGAAAACGAAACAUUGAAUAAUCGAAUAACCGAUCUGGAGGCAAAAAUUACUAAAUUAGAGGAAGAAGUUGAUCACUGGGAAACGGAGAAUGCUAAAAUCAAUUUAAAUGUUGAUAAGUUGAAGGAGAACUUGGAGAAAACGACGAAAGAUUCGGUCGAAUGUCAGGUAUCUAAGAAAUUAUUGGAACAACAAGUGUUUCAAUUGGAGGAGGAAAAUUCGAAACUUCAGAAAUACAAUGAAGACAUACUGUCCCAACUGGAUCAUCUGAAGAAGUCUCAUGGAGUCGACAAGUCAUCGAUAGAAGAGUGCUUAAAGGAUCUCAGUAACAUAAGGGAGGAGAAUAUCAGUCUGAAGGAUGAGCUAACAGCAUUGAAGGCCGAAUUAUCGAAACUUAGAAACGAGAACAAAGAUCUGAAAACUUCGCUCGAAGAUACUUUGAAACGGUUGACGUCGGCCGAUGCUGAAAUAGAACAGCAAAAGGCUGAGAUCUCAACACUGAGAACUGAGAAUACUUCGAUGAAAGGGGAAGUUGCGGGAUUGAAGGCCGAAAAGGAGAAAUUCUCGGUAGAAGCAGCCAAGUUAGAAGCGGAUUUGGCGAGGUUGCAAAACGAGAACGACAACAUAAAGGCCAACCAACAGAAGCUAGAGGUAGAUUACGGUAAAGUUCGAGGUCAGGAAGAUGGGCAAAAGAUCGAGAUCGAUAAACUGAAGUCUCAGUUAGCCGAGGAAAGAUCGAACAUCGAUAAACUGAAAGCAGACUUAUCUUCUUGUCAGAAAGAAAACGAUGAAAUAAAGGCGGAGUUGAAAAGAAUAAAAGAAGAGAAGGAAAAGUUAAAAGAUCAAUUAGAAUCAGGUAAACAAAUUUUAUUAGACACGACAAGUAAAUCGCAGACUGUAGAAGACAAAAUAUCUGAGAUGGAAAAAGAGAAAGUCAGUCUCCUCGAAGAGUUGAAAGAUCUAAGGCCGCAGAUCAAUAAACUCGAAGGACAAUUGGAUGACGAAAAAAAUGCUAAGGAAACUGCAAUAAAAGAUGCUCUCGCUUGCAAGGAAGAAUUGGCUGCAUUAAAAGAGGAAUUGGCGAAACUGCGCGCCGAAACGGGAAAAUUGCAAGCUGAAGCGGACACAUUGAAAACCCAUGCAAUCGAUGAGAGUAAGCUAAGAGAGGAAACUGCAAUAAAAGAUUCUCUCGCUUGCAAGGAAGAAUUGGCUGCAUUAAAAGAGGAAUUGGCAAGAGUGCGUGCCGAAGCGGGAAAAUUGCAAGCUGAAGCGGACACAUUGAGACCCGAUGCAAUCGAUGAGAGUAAGCUGAGAGAGGAAACUGCAAUAAAAGAUUCUCUCGCUUGCAAGGAAGAAUUGGUUGCAUUGAAAGAGGAAUUGACCAAACUACGUGCCGAAAUGGAAAAAUUGCAAGCUGAAGGGGUCACAUUGAAAACCCCUGAAGACGAUAUAAGUAAGCUGCUCAAAAAUAAAAUUAAAAAAGAAGAAGAGUUGGAAUCGGACAAUGAGAAAUUGAAGAAAGAUCUUGCAGAGAGUAACAAAAUGAAGGAUGAUGCGUUGAAGGAAAUAGAAACUCAACGAGGUCUCAUUGCUGAGUUGGAGAAAAAAUUAGACCAAUGUGAAAAAGAGACGGAAAAAUUAAAAUUGGAGAAUGACAGUUUGAAGAAUGAUAUUAGUAAGGCACGUGAUAAUCUCAAAGCAUUGGACACGGAUUAUCGUCAAUUGAGGACAAAGAUGACGGAUGAUUUAGGUCUUUCAGAAAAAGAGAUAGAUCGAUUACUAUCGAAGUCGAAGCUUGAGUUAGAAGACAAACCGAUGAUUCUGGAUGAUGGUGAUCUUAUAGUUCCGAUCAAAGCGUUGAAGGAAAAAAUAGAACAACAGAACAAUGGUGUAAAUCGUUUGAGGGAUUACGUUACGUUUUUAAGUGGAAAAGUGAAAGAAAAGCCGAAAAUGAUUUCGGAUUUAGAAGAGGACGAUGAUUUUGCUCGAAGUUUAAUUCCACCUUUCGAUGGGUUACUUCCGAUUUCCUAUGAACUGUGCAAUAAUAUUUACCGUGCCGAAAUCGAGAUACAGGAAUUGGAUGAUCUACGAAAACCUACGAUAGAGGAUGAAGUUUUGAAACUGAGAUUUUUGGAAGACGAAGUUCCCGAAGACGCGAAGAAGCCACCGGUUGAUGUCGAUGAUUGGUUAAAAUCAUUGACAUUAACAGAAAUGGCAGAUCUUCACGAUAAAAUUUGUUUACUAACGUCGAGUAUAGUUCGUGACGAUCAAGAUGCACCAAGCUGCAGUACAACUUUUACUGGACAAAGUCCUUCUCAAGAAAAUUAUGAUGUUUUGAACAAAAGAAUUGCAGCACUGCAGAGGCAAAUAACCGAGAAACAAAUGGAGGCGUCUUGGAAGCUGCAGGAAUUGAAGAAGGCUCUUCGUCUCGAACAAGUGAAUCUUAUACGAAUAUCCGACGAAAUGAAUUUAGAGAGAAAACGAAAUCUGGCUCUACAACUCACUAUGGAUGAUGGCAUCCUAACUUCGAACGAGUUUUCGAAUUAGAACAUAUUUAUGUUCAGUGUAUUGUUGUUACUGUUUGUGCCGUUGUAAUUACCGGUAUAAUUUCGAUUAAAUAAAUGUCAUGACUCUUCCGAAAUGAU
Messenger RNA from Vespula vulgaris, 5027 nucleotides. RefSeq lists its product as uncharacterized. The transcript is spliced from 12 exons. NCBI's taxonomy places the organism in Eukaryota, Metazoa, Arthropoda, Insecta, Hymenoptera, Vespidae. Bases 1 to 4929 code for a protein of 1642 amino acids. The record is from RefSeq and is a predicted model, not a curated record.